Messenger RNA from Rhagoletis pomonella (apple maggot), 621 nucleotides. Its product is annotated as putative nuclease HARBI1. Bases 1 to 405 code for a protein of 134 amino acids. The record is from RefSeq and is a predicted model, not a curated record. NCBI's taxonomy places the organism in Eukaryota, Metazoa, Arthropoda, Insecta, Diptera, Tephritidae. The transcript has 2 exons.
AUGUCAGUAAUACUAACUGAAGUUACUUCUUUAAUCGAGCAGAAGAUUUGUCCCAGGCACAUCAAAUUUGACACUAGCGAAGAAGAGCAGAGUAAAAACAAAAUACAUUUUUACAAUAAGAGUGGAUUUCCAGGUGUGUUGGGUUGUGUGGAUGGCACUCAUGUGCACAUUUUAGCACCUGAAAAGGAACUGCAACACCUGUACAUAAACAGAAAAGGAUUUUUCAGUAUAAACGCGUUAAUGGUUUGCGAUUUCAAUAUGAACAUAACGUAUGUCGAUGCCAGAUAUCCAGGAGCCACACAUGAUGCCUUCAUAUGGAAUAAUAGUAGACUCAAGGAAAUUAUGUCGAAUAACACAGGAGAAAACACAUGGCUUUUAGGUGAUAUUUUGAAGCACAACCUGUAGGAAGAUUCUGUAACCAGUUAGCAACAAUUUUCGGAUCGAUAUAGCAAGUUGCCGACGUGUGAUGAAUGUCGAAGUGUUGCUGCGAUAGCAACAAGUGAAUUGCAGAACCUGCCUGAUUGAAUCUUUAAAAUUACAUAUUGUUUAAUUGGUAUUCGUUAAGUUGAAUUUUCUUUCGUUUAAGUUCCGCCUCUAAAUUCAUAUUUUCUUUUAAUAGUU